Messenger RNA from Colossoma macropomum (tambaqui), 507 nucleotides. It is a transcript of the gene iscub, whose product is annotated as iron-sulfur cluster assembly enzyme b. Gene Ontology annotation, cellular component: cytoplasm; mitochondrial matrix. Gene Ontology annotation, biological process: intracellular iron ion homeostasis; iron-sulfur cluster assembly. Lineage: Eukaryota; Metazoa; Chordata; Actinopteri; Characiformes; Serrasalmidae. Gene Ontology annotation, molecular function: ferrous iron binding; 2 iron, 2 sulfur cluster binding. The record is from RefSeq and is a predicted model, not a curated record.
AUGGUGGGCGUUAUGGUGAAGAGGUGUUUCUCUCCUGUUCUUCUCAACAAAAGACUGUCAGUACCAGACCUGAAGGCUCAGUGUGGGUAUCACAAGAAGGUAAAGAGGUUCGAUAUUGUAUGGAAGUGUGGUGACCAUUAUGAGAACCCAAGGAAUGUUGGAUCUUUGGACAAAAAUGCUAAAAAUGUGGGCACAGGGCUGGUGGGCGCACCUGUGUGUGGAGAUGUAAUGAAACUCCAAAUUCAGGUGGAUGAAGCCAGGAAAGUUGUGGAAGCCAGGUUCAAGACGUUUGGCUGUGGCUCGGCCAUCGCAUCCAGUUCUUUGGCCACAGAGUGGGUAAAGGGUAAAUCUAUUGAUGAAGCCUCAAAGAUGAGGAACACUGAAAUCGCUUCUCCAGUGAAAUUUCACUGCUCAGUGUUGGCUGAGGAUACCAUUAAGGCACCUUUAGCUAAUUAUCAUCUGAAGCAAGUGGAGGUGGGUGAUAAGGCCAUGAUAGCCAGCAACUAG